AUGGAAUUUAUUGACAAAGAUACAAUUAAAGCAAACAAACCAUUACUGAAAGCUUAUGAUAUUUUGCCUUUUCUAAAGUACCAAGUAAAAGUGAUAGGGUCUCCUGGCAUGAAUAAACCUCAAAGCAGUUCAAAGCCUGCUAAUUCAGCUCGAGGCAACAUCUGGGGUUUUAGAAGAGAAGAAUCUUCGAUUCCUAACACAAAUGGCUUUGCGAAAAUAGCAAAGCAGUCGAAAAGUCUCAGAACACUGAAGACUGAAAAGAAAGCCGAGGAACCUGAAAGUUUUUCUUUUUUCAAAGACGAAAUUGGGAUCCAAUUCUCUAUGUUUAGCAGCAAGAAGCUCAGACUUCCGAUCCCAAACUUUCAGAUCCCUACAGACAGCGAAGACAGCGAGCAAGCUACCGCCAGAAAGCAAUCUACCUCUAAAUCAAAACGGCGAAAUCUAUCAAUUCCAGUAUUGGGGAACGUGGUCACAGUGCCUCCUCCCCCCACAGAAAGGACUCCUGAAAAACUCAAAAGCGAGCGCCACUGCUACAGCAGCCGAAUGCUCCUCAAGCCUAUUGGCAAGCUCUGAAAAUCCAAAGGGAUCAACAUUGAUGAAGUCCCAGUAUCCCACCAAGUUUCAGAACAAAGCAUACAAAUAAAAAGGCAAAAGCCACCAAAGCCCAAGCCGAGAAGUACUGCGAUGCUCAGGAGACGUUUUUCUCAAAUAGAUUUAAUUUCCUUAUGUGUAUUCAACGAAUAUCAUGACAGUUCAUGUCAUAAUUAA
Molecule: messenger RNA, 768 nt
Organism: Blepharisma stoltei
Lineage: Eukaryota; Ciliophora; Heterotrichea; Heterotrichida; Blepharismidae
Source: the annotation of a GenBank genome assembly